This is a messenger RNA of Dacryopinax primogenitus, 2235 nucleotides long. RefSeq lists its product as uncharacterized. Gene Ontology annotation, cellular component: mitochondrion. The record is from RefSeq and is a predicted model, not a curated record. Bases 1 to 2235 code for a protein of 744 amino acids. NCBI's taxonomy places the organism in Eukaryota, Fungi, Basidiomycota, Dacrymycetes, Dacrymycetales, Dacrymycetaceae. The transcript is spliced from 2 exons.
AUGGCCUCCCCGUGCCACUUCAUCGAUCUCGCAUCUCCGGCCCUAUCCCCGACUGCGCCGAUAUUCCCCUGGCCAAAUUCACAACAACCGCAACAAUCAACACAAUCAACACCGCUUCCUCAAGCUCAGCCAACCACGCAAGCAACUGUCACAGACGCGCCAGCUCCCCUCUCACCUUCAACCUCAAAGAGCUCAAAUCCAGCCUGGGCUUCCCUCAUCCCCUCGGCAUCUCCUGCAAGUGCAGAUCGUCCCACUGCCGCACUCGUCCUCCCCUCGCCCCGCAAUCACGCCGCCUCUGCAGCAGUAUGGGCUAAAAGAAGAGGCGAGGGAAUCCACAAAGGAAGUGGAUUCUUUACAAGCCAGCCGACGGGCUUCUUCUCCGGUCUGAGAUCCAAUCGCAGAGGAUUCGCAACGAGCGCCGUACUCAGGAAUUCCGGUGCAGGUGCGAGGAAAGAUGCAGAACCAGAGAAGGAGAGUGUCGAGCAGGAUCAGAGCCAGAGCGACCCCUCCCGGCCCAUAGCUCAUACCGAUCUAUUCAAAGAUUGGUCCGAUCUUAUCUCCUCCGCACCCAUGCCCACCGUCCUUCCGUCACCGGCCGGCGAGCGUCUUGCCCACCGCUGGGAACAAAGCAGGAAGAGGCAGAGACAGACCCUUACCAACAGAGAGAAGGCCAGUUUUCACGAUAUGUUCGAUCUGCUGUUUUCGGCCAUGAAGGAGGAUAAGGAGUCCAGGAGGGGGUUGAGAUCGGACUAUGAAGAGGAGGGUGAGGACGGCAUGGUACCCGAGCUACCACCGAUGGAAGAGUUGCCGGGAGACCAAGACCAGCCUGGGGGAAGUCGCCUUUUUUCUCCCACUCCACGCCCAUCGGGAAGGACCGAAUCCGCCGACUAUGCAUUUACCGCUCCUCCCGGACUGGCGCUGAAGCCAACUACCCCAUCCAACAUGCGCUUUCUUGACCAACCAUCUGAUCUCGAUAGGCUGUACGGAUCGCUCACCUCAUUCAACCAACGAAUGAGGGCGGAGCAGGCGCUUUCCAAGAAGACGGCGGAGGAAGUGGAUAGGAAGAACGAGCAACUGCACCUGUGUGCGACGGACCUAGAGCUCUUGCGUUACGCGCUGGAUGAAAUCUUCCCUCGCCCAGAAGACCAUACGGCCCCGGAGGCGUACCCGAUCCUUCUCGCGGGACUUAUGCGUCUGCUCCGAGUCAAAUAUGGCGAUCCUUCACUGGCGCUCGCCGUGUUCGCUUAUGCACGGGGGCUCAGUGUCACCAGCUACGCAUUUGGCUGUACUACGCCUGCAUAUAACGAGCUCCUGCGCACGCGCUGGGAAGGGUUUAGAAACCUGCGCGCUACUCUGGAUGCGUUGGAGGAAAUGCGCUUAAAUGGGGUCGCCUGCGACAAGGAGACGCGUGUAAUCGUGGAGAUGGUGAGGAGGGAGGUGGGCCAAGGCGUCAGCCCUGAGGCAGCAAGAAUUGUGAACAGGAUGGAAGCGUUGGUGAACGAGAGUCUGUCAGAUCAGGCGGAGAAGAAGCAGACGAAGGAACCUGGGCUUGCCCUGGGCCCUCGGGCGCUUGGUACCAGGGAUGGUGCCUAUUCCAACACGGAGGCAAGAUCAAACCUCCUCCAGCCACGCAGACUUCACCCUGGCGAGCGCUGGAGGCCGGCAUCUGCGCGGGGCAAGGAGAUUGGCUCACACUCUGCACUGAGUGGUGAGGCCGCUGAAGAAAGGAGACCCCCACAUGCUUUUCGACACCGACACGAUCGGCCGAGGUGGGACGACUGGAAGUUUACUAAACCAAGUUUGGCAUUGGCGAGCGAUGGAGAGGGUAAAGACGUGGGCCUAAAUCAAGAGGCAGAGCAGUGGGGAACCCCUGAACAGGACAGAGAGGAUGGGCUAGGGUUUGACGACAUUUGGGAGGAGAGGAUAAGGAACAAGCGGCAUCCUUCCGGCACAGCUUCAGCGACUGGACCUGUCUUUACUGAGCCGACACGGGGCAAUGAGCAGGGCAAGAGUAGCCUUGACGUGUUCCCCGAGGGUGCGUUCAAAGCUCCGACUGGGAUGGCAUCCCUUGAGCUGGGCAAGGGUGUCGUGAGUCGGGCCUUGCCAGAGCGUGAAGAGCGUGGGGUUGGAGUGAUGACCAGUUUCGGUGAGGAUUUCGGAGAGUACGACCUCCCCGAGAACUUCGAGGAGGAAUCGGACUGGGAUGACGGGGAUAUAAAGAACAAGGAAUGGUAG